Molecule: messenger RNA, 419 nt
Organism: Agelaius phoeniceus (red-winged blackbird)
Lineage: Eukaryota; Metazoa; Chordata; Aves; Passeriformes; Icteridae
Gene: SNRPG
Product: small nuclear ribonucleoprotein polypeptide G
Biological process (GO): mRNA splicing, via spliceosome; spliceosomal snRNP assembly
Cellular component (GO): U1 snRNP; precatalytic spliceosome; U4 snRNP
Molecular function (GO): RNA binding
Source: RefSeq, a predicted model, not a curated record
AGACGCACGGCGCGCUGACGUUAGAGCGCGGCAGCGCGCGGCAGAGACGAGCCGGGGGCUGCGGGCGCCAUGAGCAAAGCGCACCCGCCCGAGCUGAAAAAGUUCAUGGACAAGAAGCUGUCGUUGAAGCUGAACGGCGGCCGGCACGUGCAGGGCAUCCUGCGGGGCUUCGACCCCUUCAUGAACCUGGUGAUCGACGAGUGCGUGGAGAUGGCGGCGGGCGGGCAGCAGAACAACAUCGGCAUGGUGGUGAUCCGAGGGAACAGCAUCAUCAUGCUGGAAGCUUUGGAACGAGUGUAAACCCCUGGAAAACCCCAAAUCCCCACCCACCGCUUCCAUUCCCUUGUCCACGAUGCUGCCCAGGAGUGAACAAUUAUUUUGGUUUUGUUAUUAAAUCAAUUUUGUAAUGGUUGACCUAA